CCAUCAGACCAAACUGCUUCACUUCAACAAGAAAAAAAAAGUUAUUUUUUUUUUUAUCGUUUUCUCUUCUAUUUCUGGGCUUUCGUCAAAAUCGUCUCUUUUACAUUGUAUCUUCCAUUAUAGCAUCGGAUUUGCAAAUGGAUCAAGAAAUAGAGGUUCCUCCUUUCUUCCUUUGUCCGAUCUCUCUAGAGAUCAUGAAAGAUCCGGUGAUUGUCUCCACCGGAAUAACUUACGAUCGAGAGAGCAUCGAAAAAUGGUUGUUUUCGGGCAAGAACAAGACUUGUCCGGUGACAAAACAAGCCGUGACUGACACCGAUCCCACACCGAACCAUACUCUCCGCCGCCUGAUCCAAUCUUGGUGCACUCUCAACGCUUCUUAUGGUAUCGAGAGGAUCCCCACUCCGAAGCCACCGAUCUGCAAAUCGGAGAUCGAAAAACUCAUCAGAGACUCAGCUUCGUCGUAUCAAAACCAGGUAAAGACCCUCAAACGACUUCGUCAGAUACUGUUGGAAAAUGCCACUAACAGGCGUUGCUUGGAAGCGGCGGGAGUUCCCGAGUUCUUAGCAAAGAUCCUAAGAGAUUCCAUCGACAGUUACAACUCUUCCUCAUCGCCUUCUGCAUCGAAUCUUAAUGAUUUGUGUUACUCCAACAUGGAAAACGGGUUUGAUUCUUCGAAGAGUUUGACUGAUGAAGCUCUCAGCUUACUCUACAAUCUCGAGACGUCGGAAUCUGUCCUCAAGAAUCUUGUAAACAACGAGAAUGGUAUUGACAUCGUGCAAUUGCUGACAAAGAUUAUGCAGUGUGGGAUCUACGAGUCGAGAGCCUAUGCGAGUUUGCUUCUCAAGAACAUUCUUGAAGUUGCAGAUCCAAUGCAGAUCAUUGUCCUAAAAACCGAGAUCUUCACCGAGGUUUUCCAGAUCUUACACGACCAGAUCUCGCACAAGGCGACAAAAUCGGCGUUGCAGAUCUUGGUUAACAUAUGCCCAUGGGGAAGGAACAGGCACAAAGCCGUAGAAGCCGGAGCAAUCUCAGUAAUCAUCGAGCUUCUAAUGGACGAAACAUUCUCGUCGGUGAGGAGGAUUAUAGAAAUGGUAAUGGUGGUUCUUGAUUUGCUUUGUCAAUGCGCAGAAGGACGAGCAGAGUUCUUGAAUCAUGGUGCGGCCAUAGCCGUAGUAUCGAAGAAGAUACUUAGGGUUUCACAGACAGCCAGCGAGAGGGCGGUUAGGGUUUUGUUGUCGGUCGGGAGGUUUUGUGCGACAGCAUCCUUGCUGCAAGAGAUGUUGCAGCUUGGGGUCGUGGCAAAGCUGUGCCUUGUGCUUCAAGUAAGCUGUGGGAACAAGACGAAGGAAAAGGCAAAGGAGUUGCUUAGAUUGCACGCUAGGGUUUGGAGGGACUCGCCUUGUCUUCCAAGAAAUCUGGCUUCUUCAUAUCCGGCCUAAGAGAAGGAAAAAAAAACGAAAACAUUUGAUUCUCAUAUGAAAUAGGGCAAUUAAUCGGUCUUUUUUAGUUUAUUCCGGUCGCCUUUCGUUUCUUUUUUUUGUUUAAACGAUGAUGUAGAUAACAUUGGAAAUUGUUCAUGAAAUUAUUGGAACCCCUAGAGAGAGAAAUCAAUGAAUUCACGAGAUGUUGUUAUGGCGAAUAUGUUGUUGUUAAUGUGUAUCCUUUCUUUUGUUUGCCCACUUGUUCAUUUAUUACGUCGAAGGCUUUCAUUUUAUGUGUUUUUUUUAAAUUUAAUUGUGAAAUUAAUAAUGAGUCUUG
Messenger RNA from Tarenaya hassleriana, 1758 nucleotides. RefSeq names its product E3 ubiquitin-protein ligase PUB22-like. Gene Ontology annotation, molecular function: ubiquitin protein ligase activity. The transcript has a single exon. The record is from RefSeq and is a predicted model, not a curated record. Bases 138 to 1439 code for a protein of 433 amino acids. Gene Ontology annotation, biological process: protein ubiquitination. Lineage: Eukaryota; Viridiplantae; Streptophyta; Magnoliopsida; Brassicales; Cleomaceae.